Messenger RNA from Daucus carota subsp. sativus, 1416 nucleotides. RefSeq names its product NAC domain-containing protein 82-like. Gene Ontology annotation, biological process: regulation of DNA-templated transcription. The coding region runs from base 1 to 1416 and encodes 471 amino acids. The record is from RefSeq and is a predicted model, not a curated record. The transcript has a single exon. Gene Ontology annotation, molecular function: DNA binding. NCBI's taxonomy places the organism in Eukaryota, Viridiplantae, Streptophyta, Magnoliopsida, Apiales, Apiaceae.
AUGGCCUUGAAGCUUCCCCCAGGCUAUAAAUUUUGCCCAAGUGACAAACAGUUGUUGGAGGACUACUUGAAACCCAAGAUUCAGGGUACCCUUUCUUUGGAUGUCAUCCAGGACAAGGAGAUUUACGGUCCCAACGCCAAUCCAUGGGAGAUCUUCAGUGACUCGUCCACUCAAUGGAUAAUUUCUGGUAAACAAAAAUCUGUUUAUGUCUUUACUCGUUUAACAAAGAUGGCAGAUAAGGAAUCAUCUGGUGAGGGGAGUGAAGGACACUAUGUGAGGACAGCAGGUUGUGGUACGUGGCACGUUGAAACGGGUCGUAAGGCCGUCAUGGAUGUUAAUAAUAUUCCUAUUGGGGAGAAGAGGAUGUUGGUUUUUCAGAUUAGUGAUACUAAUGGAUUGAAGAAUGGAGUUGAGUAUUAUUGGAACAUGCAUGAGUAUCUUUUGAAGGGGAUUGAGGAUUAUGUGGUUUGUCGGAUCACUCUUGAUACAAUGAAAACUGUCAAGGUUUGCCCCAAAGAGGUUUCUGGAAGACGUGGCAGUGCUAAGUCUAAAGCAAACAAGAAAUCCGCGACUACUUCUAAUAGUAAGGAUGGGAGGGAAAAGGCGGUGUUGGUUGAUAGUUUCUGCGAUCCAAGAAAGGAGGUGGCCUCUAAUAUUGAUGAUUCUAGUACGUGUGGAUUCAGUUAUGAGAAUCAGAGAUGUGGUGAAGAGAGGAUUGAGAUGGUCAAUCAGAACCUGUUGGCCUUGACGAAUACCCUAUGUCUCGAUGGUUCUGACCACAGAUCAAUCCUUAAUGAAGGUAUGCCACAAUAUGAUGAUGCAAGGGGGACGUCUAGUGUUGAAAAACCAGAGGGUCAGGGGCUGAAUGUACUUAAUGAUGAUCAGGGACUCAACAAUGAAGAAGCCGCCCAACCAGUGAUUUGUAUGGGUGAGGGUUUUCAAAACAUGGGGACAGUAUUAUCAGAUUUCAACGGUGGGUCUGAGGACGAAGUAUAUCUGGACUUGGAGGAUAUAAAUAUAAUUGGUGAUGAUUUCUGGUCAGAUGCUGACAAUGUGCCGAUGAUGGAUCAGCCACUGCCCAACCGUGAUGUUCCUUUAAAUUUAGAGGAUUUGCUUGAUGCGGGCUCUUGGUCAGAUUUAUUGGAGGAACUGGGGCAAGACGACAACAAUGUUGACAAUGUGCCAAUGAUGGAUCAGCCACUGCCCAAUAGUGAUCUGUCUUUGAAUUUUGAGGAUUUGCUUGAUGCGGGUUCUUGGUCAGAUCUAUUGGAGAAACUGGGGCAAGUGAACAACAAUGUGCAGGAGCGACAGCAGCAACAAUGGCAACAGCCUACGCAGAACAUUAGUUGCGGAUUGGGGAAAAGGAAGUCAUUCGAAGCUGAAGAAGCAGGACCUGCUAAAAAGUCUUGCAUCUGA